AUGUCAGCCUCGCCCGCCAGCAACGGGGUGUUUGUCGUUAUCCCCCCGAACAAUACCAGUGGCCUGCGCCCACCGCCAGCCAUCCUGCCCACCUCCAUGUGCCAGCCUCCAGGGAUCAUGCAAUUCGAGGAGCCGCCCCUAGGGGCGCCGACGUCCAGGACCAGCCAGCACCCCGACCUGAGGCCCAUGGAGACCUUCCUGACCGGAGAACCCAAAGCAUUAGGGACGGUGCAGAUUCUCAUAGGCCUCAUCCAUCUGGGCUUCGGCAGCGUCCUGCUCCUGGUGCGCCGCGGACACGUGGCCAUGCUCUUCAUCCAGGGUGGUGUCCCCUUCUGGGGAGGAGCCUGCUUCAUCAUCUCGGGAUCCCUGUCUGUGGCAGCCGAGAGGAACCAUACCAGCUGCCUGGUGAGGACCAACCUGGGCACCAACAUCCUCAGUGCCAUGGCAGCCUUUGCUGGGACGGCUAUUCUGCUUAUGGAUUUUGGAGUCACUAAUUGGGAUGUGGGUAGGGGCUAUCUGGCAGUUCUGACCAUCUUCACCAUCCUGGAAUUCUUCAUCGCGGUCAUCGCCACCCAUUUUGGGUGCCAAGCUAUCCGUGCACAAGCCAACACACCGGUGAUUUUCCUGCCAAAUGCCUUCAGCACAGACUUCAGCAUCCCCAGCCCCACGGCCUCCCCACCGCCCGCCUAUGACAACGUGGCCUACGCCCAAGGAGUCGUCCGACUAGUCACUAGAUGGUCACUCCACUGGGGGCAGCUGGAGUCCUGGACCCAGCAUCUCCCUCCUUUAAUCUGGGAACACCGACCAGACCCCACAAAUCGCUCCCUGUGA
Suncus etruscus (white-toothed pygmy shrew) is the source of this 831-nucleotide messenger RNA. It is a transcript of the gene MS4A15, whose product is annotated as membrane spanning 4-domains A15. The record is from RefSeq and is a predicted model, not a curated record. Gene Ontology annotation, biological process: cell surface receptor signaling pathway. NCBI's taxonomy places the organism in Eukaryota, Metazoa, Chordata, Mammalia, Eulipotyphla, Soricidae. Gene Ontology annotation, cellular component: plasma membrane.